AUGGCAGCUCACUAUCGGGACGAUCUCCUGCACGGAAAAGAGCACAUCGACACCCACGCAUCCUCGAAUCCAUGGCGCCACCAAGAAUCCACCGCAUUUUCCAAUCAUGCAAACAUCGGAGCUCGAGGAGUAGAGGGCAGAAAUGAAAAAGAGGAUUUGGCUGGUUUUCUUAACAAAUCGCGAGUUCAAGGCAAAGGUUCACCCAGUCCGCAUCGACCAAUUGUACUAGCUGGGAAUGCGCAGUCCGAGGAACUUGAAGCUGCGAGGAGGGAACAAGAGGAAUUGGAGCAUAGGGAUGCCGUGAAUGGGGUACAGAGGACUGGCGCGGGGGCAACGGUUAAGUGUGGUCCGUUGCUUAAUUAUAGACGGAUGGAAAAUGAUGUUUGGUUUGGGAGUGUGUUGAUUGUGGUUGAUUCGCAUACGGUCAGGGAAGAUGCAGUACCGGAGUUGAGAUUACGAGUCCAAGAGAGGAGACAGGCUGCACAAAAUGGUAAUGGGGCGGGUAUUGCCACUGGGAGUGAACAAUUGAAUGGUCAUGAUCAAGCGCCGGGGAUUAUUAACGGGGUAGAUUAUUCCGAGAACGUACACCUAGCACAAGCAUCAAAUGGCAAUAUUCUACAACAAAAUGGAGUGUCUAAUACUUCUAGCGAUUUGGAAGAAAUCAAAGUUAGAGGAGUCAAGCUUUAUGCAGAUGUUGCGAAUACUUUUUGGAGAUUUCAUAUCCAAGUUCCAAUGCUACAAGAAGAACUUCGAUGCGAAUACACAAUUCCCGGUCUCACAUUUGCUGAAGGAGGAAAGACGGAUAGACAAACCUUUUUCGUACCAGCGGUUACCGAGAGUAUGAGAAUAAUGUUUCAUUCUUGUAAUGGAUUUAGCGUAGGAACAGAUGAGGGAGCUUAUAGUGGUGCUUGUCUUUGGAGAGAUGUCGCACGAAAACAUGAGGAAGCUCCUUUCCAUGUGAUGCUUGGUGGUGGAGACCAGAUUUAUAAUGAUGGAAUUAGAGUCAAUGGUCCUCUGAGACCUUGGACUGAUAUUGGCAAUCCUAUCAAGAGAAGGGAGUAUCCUUUUCCCGAACAGUUGAGGAGAGACUGUGAUGAUUAUUAUGUCAAGAAUUAUAUUCGCUGGUAUUCCACAGAACCUUUUGCUGCGAUGAAUGGCAAGAUCCCUCAAGUCAAUCUUUGGGAUGAUCAUGACAUCAUUGAUGGCUUUGGUUCAUACGUUGAUGAAUUUAUGCGUUGUCCCGUUUUCCGCGGUAUUGGUGGUGUUGCUCAUAAAUACUAUUUACUCUUUCAGCAUCAUCUUGCACCUCCGGCAUCUACAUUCACGACUGAUGCACCUCAGACCAUGUCCACGAAUGGAGGUGGAAUUGAUCCACGUCAAAUAGAAAAUACAUAUGUAUUGGAAAAUGACGUUCCUGAUCCAAGUUAUAUUAUUGGUGAUAGCCCCGGUCCAUAUGUAGCAGAGCGCUCCCGUAGUAUCUAUGCAAGAUUAGGCGCAAGAGUUGCUUUCUUUGGUAUUGAUGCUAGAACGGAACGUACACGUCAUCAAGUCAACUAUCCAGAAACAUACAAGAAAAUUUUCGAUCGUCUUCGAGAAGAACUUACAGCCGCAAAAGAUUCUCCAAAUCCUAUUCAGCAUCUUAUUAUUUUACUCGGAAUCCCUAUCGCAUACCCACGUUUGACAUGGCUAGAGAAUAUUUUUUCAAGCCCCUUAAUGGGCCCACUCAAAUUUAUGAAUAAGCGAUUUGGAUUUGGUGGAAGUUUCUUCAAUCAUUUCGAUGGCAGUGUAGAUCUUCUUGAUGAUCUCGAUGAUCAUUAUACAGCACAUACCCACAAAAAAGAACGUCACUACAUUAUCAAACAACUUCAAUCCCUCGCAUCCGAAUUCUCAGUCCGUAUCACCAUUCUUGGUGGCGACGUACAUCUCGCUGCCGUUGGACGUUUCUACUCAAAUCCUCACUUGAACAUACCAGUUUCAACAGAUUACAAGUAUAUGGCGAAUAUCAUUUCUUCAGCCAUUGUUAAUAAGCCUCCUCCGCAAGCGGUCGCAAAUCUUUUAGCGAAGAGAAAUAAAAUUCAUCAUUUAGAUAAAGAGACUGAUGAGACACUGUUGAGCUUCUUUGAUAGAGAUCCGGGAGAUGAGAAGAAGAGUAGUAAGAGUAAUACUGUCACGAUGCCAAGUCGAAAUUGGGCAGUUCUUACAGAAAAUUCACCUUCCUCGGCAUCUUCCAUUCCGGCCCAGAAUGGAAAUGCUGAAACGCCAGUUGAUUCCUCCUCAGGACCCUACGAUCUCCCCGCCUCGGAAACACCAAAAGAUGGACACUCCCCCCUCCACAAGGGCGAACAGGGCGCAGGAAGCGCAUACAAAGCAGCGGAUCCGCAAUAUCACGGCAAGAGCGGAGAUGGAAGUCUAGACGUGGUGGUCCGAGUCGAGAUUGAUCAGCAUGAUGCAGAGGGCAAGACGCGGGCGUAUGGCAUGAGCGUACCGGUUUUGAGAUAUACGGGCGUGCCGUUGGUGGUGGACGAGGGGAGGAGGAGUUGGGCGGGGGGAAGGAGAAGUUUGAGGGAGAGGAAGAGUAGGACUUCUGUGGCGGGGAGGGGGGGGAGCGCAGGGAGAGAGGAUGUUUAG
Messenger RNA from Botrytis deweyae, 2628 nucleotides. RefSeq lists its product as uncharacterized. The record is from RefSeq and is a predicted model, not a curated record. Lineage: Eukaryota; Fungi; Ascomycota; Leotiomycetes; Helotiales; Sclerotiniaceae. Gene Ontology annotation, cellular component: membrane. The coding region runs from base 1 to 2628 and encodes 875 amino acids. The transcript is spliced from 9 exons.